GCCAUCGAGUUCUUGUUUCGUUUGGUUGCCCUUGAUCUGCUGCUGCGAGCUGAGCUACUGCGGAAGAAGAAGAAAGAUCAGAAAAAUGGAAGAUGUUAUUACAGAAGCUCCUCCUCCUUCCAGAUUCUCCGAAGAAGACCUCAGCAAUUUCACUUCUCCAUCCCCACCCAUUCCUUCUCCAUUUCUCUUGUUCUCUGACCGUCACCUUCAAUCCCUCCGACCUUCCCUCCUCAUCAUUCUUCUUUCUUCCCCUUCCCUCUAUCUCUUCCACUCUCUCCCCCAUAAAACAUUAAUUGGAUCCCUCAUCCUCCCUGAGAUCCCUCUCUCCGGCAAGUCUAUCGAGCCCUCUCUCACCGACGCCACCUGCAACAUCUACUCCCUCGAUUCUCACGAUGCUGUUGUUGUAUCCGUUCAGUGUGCUGUCUCCCCCGAGCGGUCUCAUUCUGUGGCGAAGCUUCUGAUUGGUGAUCGAAUUGCGCCUAAAAGGGUUGUCAUUUUGGAUUCAAUUCGGAUCCAGAAUUUUCGCAGUCGGUUGUCGUCGGACGAGGCGUUUGCCUUCAAGCUGGAGACUUCGGCGGAGAGGAAAAGUGGGGUUGAUGAGAAAUUGUUGAAGGGUCUGGAGUAUUAUCCUUCUGGGAGCGUCGUCGAUGGGUUGAGUGCUGCCCUUCUGGGGCGAUGCCAGAUUCUGAAUAUCAGAGGAGUUUUAUGCGUUUCUUGGCCUGAAUUUGAUGCUUCUGUGGUGUCUCUGGUGAAGGGUUUAAUGCAAAGAGAUGUCUUACCGGGCUUGGACCUAAGUUUGAGCCAUGAAAAAGGUGAUGAACUUCCUGUUAAGUUUGGUCGGAGUAAGGACCAUCUUUCUCAAUUUGAUUUGUACACUUGAUGUAUUAAUCAACUAUGACAUUAUGCUAGGCUGUUUUCUUCUUCAAUUCUGAAAUAUAUAGUUUGCUCAUGCAAGACUUCGAACAAGAAUGUCUAUGGUUUUAACGUUUACUGAUUUUAGAUCA
This is a messenger RNA of Neltuma alba, 1004 nucleotides long. RefSeq lists its product as uncharacterized. The transcript has a single exon. The record is from RefSeq and is a predicted model, not a curated record. Bases 86 to 880 code for a protein of 264 amino acids. NCBI's taxonomy places the organism in Eukaryota, Viridiplantae, Streptophyta, Magnoliopsida, Fabales, Fabaceae.